Messenger RNA from Phoenix dactylifera (date palm), 2196 nucleotides. Its product is annotated as 3-phosphoshikimate 1-carboxyvinyltransferase, chloroplastic-like. Gene Ontology annotation, molecular function: transferase activity, transferring alkyl or aryl (other than methyl) groups. The record is from RefSeq and is a predicted model, not a curated record. Lineage: Eukaryota; Viridiplantae; Streptophyta; Magnoliopsida; Arecales; Arecaceae.
UAAAAAGCGUCGUCGGAAGCCACGACCUCUCCAAACUCCAAAGGCGUCGGAAGCCAACGAGCUUGUGUCAGAAGCCACCGCGCUCUCUCUCUCAUCCCUCCUCCCUCAACCCAGAGAUCGAAGAGAACGGAAUGCAAGCAUCUAUUUAACCCUCCAAUCCGUCGCCUCAAACCCUCCUCCUCCUUCCGAAACCCUCGACUACUGCGACCACUUCCCCCCUCCCCCUACCCCUGAAAACCCACCUCCUUACCCCCCGCCCGACCAAGCCGACGGCCAGACUCUCGCCGCUGCGGGCGAGGUCGCGGUGGAAGCUUUGGGCAUGGCGGAUCGAGCCCCCUCUCCUACAAAAACCCUAACCUUACCCGUCUUCCAUUCCUGCUUUACCCCCUUCCUAUCCGCCCAGGGGUUAUUGGAGAUGGCGGAGGUACCGAAGCUGCUGUACAUUGUGGUCGUGGACGAGGGAGCGAGGGGAGGGGACGAGAAGGACAGCUUGUCGUUCCGGUACACGCGGCCGGUGCUGCAGAGCACGCUCCAGCUCAUGGGAUGCAAGGCUCGCCAUGCCUUCAAGGGUGAUGUGAAAUUCGCAGAAGUUCUUGAGAAAAUGGGAGCCAAGGUUACAUGGACUGAGAACAGUGUCACUGUUACUGGUCCACCACGAGAUCCUUCCAAGAGAAAAAACUUGCGUGCCCGAUGUUGCCAUGACCCUUGCUGUUGUUGCGCUAUUUGCGGAUGGUCCAACAGCCAUUAGAGAUGGUGGGUCCAAGUCAGCACUGAACUGCUAUUGCGGGAAUUGUUUAUUUUAUUCCACUACCAUCCUUUUCUUUGAUCCCAUUGGAGGAAGGGUUUCCUUGGUCACGGAAAGACGUGAACACGUGUGAAGUAAAGAUUGGACGCUGUGCCCGUGGAUUGGAUUCCUAUGGGGUCCACCAUGCAGUGCUUGUCUCACUGCCACCUCAGCUUAGUGUCGUGGCACGUCGCUCGCCAAGAUAUUCCGGACGAGAGGACGGAGCCUUUCCCGCCACAUGUUCGGCGGCGAGAGAGACCGAGACGGACGUAGAGCCACUCAGCUCGGACCGCUCGACAAGAAAGCCAAGCCAAGCCAUCUAGAGCUCGUUUGGUUCGCAGAACAAGAAGAAAAAAUAUGAUCAAUAAAACAAUAAUAAAAUAUUUUUUAUUUGGUUGGAGUUUUCAAAUGAAAAAAAAUAAAAAAGUUGUAUUUUCAUGAAAAUAUGAUUCCUACAUUUUAUGGAAAAGUAAUGCGGGAAUCAUUCUAUCUUUAUUUUUUUUCCAAAAAGACUCUUCAGCAUUAAACAGACAUUAAAGACCUAACUUUUAUUAAGGGUAUAAUGAGAAUUACACAUAACUUUUCCAGAAAAGUUGAUGAUCAACCAAACAUAAGCACUCUAAAAAUUUGUUACUUUUCCAUGUUAAAUCAAACAUACCAAAAAUACAUUUCUAGGCAUUCUCUUCUUAGGAAUCUUCUUCCCAGAAAUCAUAUUCCUGGAGGAAAAUGCUUCCCGCAAACCAAACAAGCCCCUAAGGUAGGGUUAUACACGUUACGACAAAGCCAAAAGUAAGGGUAGUAGCUCAACAAGAAAGCCAAGCCAAAUCAUCCAAAGUAGGAUUUGUCUUUUUGCUAUUUUCUUUCAUCAUUGCAAUGUAGACGUCUAGGAUAAUAUGUUUUUUUCACAAAUGUAAUAUUUAUGCCUAAAUCAUGUAGUAGACAUAUUUUCAAAAAAAAAGUGUGGUCAAUCAAAUACCGUACUUCAAAUUAUAUGUACUAGCCAAGCAUUCAAAUAGUGAUAUGUAUGUGCAAUCAUUAUGAUCACAAUAAAAUGCAAUCUUAUUUUAAAAAAAUUUCGACUACUUGGAAAAACCAAAUCUAUGUUAAGGUCAUGGUUCCACCAUAUAUGCUUUAAUAUUUAUUUCACACCUACAAGUCCACAAUUAAUGAAGAUUAAAUAAAUAAUAAUCAUUGGCCCAUCAAUUUGGAAAGAUAAGUUAUAAUGCAAGUCUUAUAUGAGAUAAUUUUGUAUGAUUCAUCAUGCUAUAGAUGCAAAUGUUAUAAUGUCACAAGAUCACAUACAGAUGUGGCUUGACUUAGUCAAGCAUACUAAUUGUAAUAGAUGAUCCAAAAUAUACUAAUUGCAAACCCAGUCCAUAGGCCACUAUAUAGAUCCAAAAUACACAAACGCC